This is a messenger RNA of Grammomys surdaster, 6202 nucleotides long. It is a transcript of the gene Palld, whose product is annotated as palladin, cytoskeletal associated protein. The transcript is spliced from 21 exons. Gene Ontology annotation, biological process: actin cytoskeleton organization; cell migration; homophilic cell-cell adhesion. Gene Ontology annotation, cellular component: plasma membrane. The record is from RefSeq and is a predicted model, not a curated record. The coding region runs from base 1 to 4224 and encodes 1407 amino acids. Lineage: Eukaryota; Metazoa; Chordata; Mammalia; Rodentia; Muridae.
AUGUCAGAGACUUCCUCCCACGACUCCUUCUAUGAUUCUUUAUCAGACGUGCAGGAAGAGGGCAAAAGUACUGACUUCUUCCCAGGCCUCUCUGCUUUCCUCAGCCAGGAAGAAAUAAAUAAAAGCCUUGACCUGGCACGCAGAGCUAUAGACAACUCUGAAACUGAAGAUUUUGACUCCGAAAAGGAGAUCUCGCAGAUUUUCAGCAAGUCUCCCAUAAGCCUCUGCGAAACUCCUUCCCAUGAGGAGACGAAAUCAGGCGAGCAGACUUCCUCAGAACGACCUCGGGAUAACAGGCGAGCACCUGUCCAGCCUCUACCAGAACCAGUUGAAAGGAUCACUUCCCCAGCUUCAAAGAGAAAACCCGGGGUAUCACCCCUGCUGGCCAGCCCCAGCUACAUCCGGAGCCUCCGCAAGGCUGAAAAACGAGGUACAAAAAUUCCCAAUCCAAGUGCAAAGCCCAAAGCUGCCCAGCAAAGCAAGGGUGGCCCCCAGAGCCAACUGUGUGACAAGGCGGCUAGUUUCAUCGAGGAACUGACAUCCAUAUUUAGAGAGGCAGCCAAGCCAAGGAACAGAAGCCCAAAUGGUGAGUCCUCAUCACCAGACAGUGGGUAUCUGUCACCUAAAAAUCAGCCAUCAACCCUGAUGAGUGCCUCAGCCAGCCAGAGCCCCACUGCUGAACAGCUAGACCAACUGGAGAUGGACCCAGAGAUCAAGCAACCCCAGGACAGCCUUUGCUACCAGGCCCACCAGGCCCCAGAAGAGACCUUGCCGCACGCCCACAUACCACACCCACAGUCCCAGAAAGCCCGCCACUUGCCAUCUGCACCUCGGUUCAUCCAGAAGCUGAGGAGCCAAGAAGUUGCUGAAGGAAGCAGAGUUUAUUUGGAGUGUAGAGUCACUGGAAACCCACCCCCCAGGGUCAGAUGGUUCUGUGAGGGGAAGGAGCUGUACAACAGUCCUGACAUUCAGAUCCACUGCGAGAGUGGGGACCUGCACACCUUGGUCAUUGCCGAGGCCUUUGAGGACGACACAGGUCGCUACACGUGUCUGGCUACCAACCCCAGUGGCUCAGACAGCACAUCGGCAGAGGUGUUCAUUGAAGGAGCCAGUUCAACAGACUCUGACAGCGAAAGCUUAUCUUUCAUAUCAAAAGCUGGAGCUAUGCCACAAGCUCAGAAGAAAACAACGUCCGUUUCCUUGACGAUAGGAUCCUCAUCUCCAAAGACAGGCGUGACCACAGCCGUGAUUCAGCCCUUAUCUGUGCCUGUCCAACAGGUUCACAGUGCUACUUCGUAUCUCUGCCGACCUGACGGAACCACCAUGGGCUGCCUUCUUCCUGUUUUCACUAAGGAACUCCAGAACACUGCAGCCUCCGAGGGCCAGGUGGUAGUACUGGAAUGCAGAGUGAGAGGGGCGCCCCCGCUGCAGGUCCGGUGGUUCCGGCAGGGGACUGAGAUCCAAGACUCUCCAGACUUCAGAAUUCUCCAGAAAAAACCUAGAUCGACAGCUGAACCCGAGGAGAUCUGCACCCUUGUCAUUGCUGAGAGCUUCCCUGAAGAUGCAGGCAUCUUUACCUGCUCAGCCACAAAUGAUUAUGGAUCGGUGACCAGCACUGCACAGCUUGUUAUAACCUCUGCCAACACUGAGAACUGUAGUUAUGACUCAACGGGAGAACCCAACAGUGAUCACUUCCAACACUUUCCACCACCCCCUCCGAUCCUGGAGACAGGCUCCUAUGAGCUGGGAUCCCAGAAACCAUCUGAAAUCCAGCAGGUGAACAACCCCAACUUAGGAUUUACCAUGGCAGCCCUUCAAAUGCAAUUCAACUCUGCAGAGAAGGAGGCCAAUGGAGUCCAUCCCAGCCAUGGAGUCAAUGGGCUGAUUAAUGGCAAAGCUUAUGGAAAUAAAUCUCCUCCAACAGCAGCUGCCCUGCUUUCGCCCACUAAAGAACCACCGCCUCUCCUUGCCAAACCCAAACUGGAUCCUCUAAAGCUUCAGCAGCUGCAGAACCAAGUGCGCCUGGAGCAGGAGGCGUGCGCCUGGCCCCCAGCGCCCCCGGCUGUCCCUUGCAACAGCAGCAGCAGCGGCAGCAGCGCACCCCCGUCGCCGCCCUUCCCCCCACCGCCACCAGCCUUCCCCGAGCUCGCGGCCUGCGUGUCGCCGGUGCCCUCCGAGCCCAUGAGCGCGGUGGCCUCCCGCGCCACCACCAUGCAGUCCUCCGGCUCCUUCAACUACGCGCGCCCCAAGCAGUUCAUCGCGGCGCAGAACCUGGGUCCCGCGUCGGGGCUGCCCACGCCCACCUCCAGCCCCAGCUCCUCCAGCCUGCCGUCGCCGCUGUCCCCAACACCCAGGCCGUUCGGCCGCGCUCCCGGGCCGCCCUUCGUGGAACCCGAGGCCAUGUGGGGCCCGUCCUCGCCCUCGCCUCCACCGCCGCCACCGCCGGUCUUCAGCCCCUCCACGGCCUACCAGGUGCCGGACGUGUUCCCGCUGCCACCGCCGCCGCCACCGCUGCCCAGCUCCACCUCGCAGUGCGCCUCGCCCGCCCGAUUCGGCCCCGGCCAGACGCCCGCAGCCUUCCUCAGCGCCCUGCUGCCCUCUCAGCCACCUCCUGUCGCUGUCAACGCCCUGGGGCUGCCCAAGGGCGUCACCCCCGCGGGAUUUCCAAAGAAGGCCAGUAGAACUGCUAGAAUAGCCUCUGAUGAGGAGAUUCAAGGCACGAAGGAUGCUGUCAUUCAAGACCUGGAACGGAAACUUCGCUUCAAGGAGGACCUUCUGAACAAUGGCCAACCGAGGCUAACCUAUGAGGAAAGAAUGGCUCGCCGCCUGCUUGGUGCCGACAGCGCAAACGUCUUCAACAUCCAGGAGCCAGAAGAAACAGCAGCCAAUCAGGAUGCUGGGGCUCCUCGGGCUUCUGUAGGGAGUCCUCUGGAUGGUCAAAAGGAGUACAAAGUCUCCAGCUGUGAGCAGAGGCUGAUUAGUGAGAUAGAGUACAGGCUGGAGCGCUCCCCUGUGGAUGAGUCGGGAGACGAGGUGCAGGAUGCCGAGGUGCCUGUGGAGAAUGCAGCAGCUCCCUGCUUUGAGAUGAAGCUGAAACAUUACAAGAUCUUUGAGGGGAUGCCCGUGACUUUCACGUGUCGAGUGGCAGGGAAUCCAAAGCCAAAGAUCUAUUGGUUUAAAGAUGGAAAGCAGAUUUCUCCGAAGAGCGAUCACUACACCAUUCAGAGAGACCUUGAUGGGACCUGCUCUCUCCACACCACAGCCUCUACCCUAGACGACGAUGGGAACUACACCAUCAUGGCUGCCAACCCUCAGGGUCGAGUCAGUUGUACAGGACGGCUAAUGGUACAGGCUGUUAACCAAAGAGGCCGCAGUCCCCGCUCUCCAUCAGGCCAUCCUCACGCCAGAAGGCCUCGCUCUCGAUCAAGGGACAGUACAGAUGAAAACGAGCCCAUUCAGGAGCGAUUCUUCAGACCUCACUUCCUACAGGCUCCUGGAGACCUGACCGUUCAGGAAGGCAAGCUCUGCAGGAUGGACUGCAAGGUCAGUGGAUUACCAACCCCAGAUCUCAGCUGGCAGCUAGACGGAAAACCCAUACGCCCCGACAGCGCUCACAAGAUGCUGGUCCGUGAGAACGGGGUACACUCCCUCAUUAUAGAGCCAGUCACGUCCCGGGACGCUGGCAUCUACACAUGCAUCGCCACCAACAGAGCAGGACAGAACUCAUUUAACCUGGAGCUUGUGGUUGCUGCUAAAGAAGCACACAAGGCCCCUGUGUUUAUUGAGAAGCUGCAGAACACGGGAGUUGCUGAUGGGUACCCAGUGCGGCUGGAAUGCCGUGUUUCAGGAGUGCCACCACCCCAGAUAUUUUGGAAGAAAGAAAAUGAAUCGCUCACUCACAGCACUGAGCGAGUAAGCAUGCACCAGGAUAAUCAUGGCUACAUCUGCCUGCUCAUUCAGGGAGCCACAAAAGAAGACGCUGGGUGGUAUACCGUGUCAGCCAAGAACGAAGCAGGCAUUGUGUCCUGUACUGCCAGGCUGGAUGUCUAUACCCAGUGGCAUCAGCAGCCACAGACCACCAAGCCAAAAAAGGUCCGGCCCUCGGCCAGUCGCUACGCAGCACUUUCGGACCAGGGACUAGACAUCAAAGCCGCCUUCCAACCUGAAGCCAGCCCAUCUCACCUGACACUCAACAGUGGCUUAGUAGAAAGUGAAGAUCUGUGAUCGGAAUGCCCUUGUUGAAGCUGAAAACUGAACGCCAUUGCUUCGACCAGCCUACACCUCUGUCACAUUAUGUGAAAGGCAGAAGUAUACUUUUGACUUAAGAAAUUUGAAAAAAAAAAACACCAAAAUCAUAUUUUUCUUACUUAAUAGAGAGUCUAAGUAGGUGUUGCUUAUAGAAAUGUACACAUUGCACAGAAAAUUCACAUUUAUUGUCCAAGUUAAGACUUUUGGAACUGCUGUGAUUAAAAUGGUCUGAAAUGCCAAAAUGCCAAAAAGAAACCAACUGUUCAAAGGUAACCACAAUUUAUCUUAUCUACAAGUGCCUUUAAAUACAAGCUAUAGGUGCUAUAGCAUGGCAGUGUGAAUGUUUGACAGAUACAGUGACGUUGAAGCGCAGCGUCUACAGAUGGCCCCAGUGAACCACGUGCAAUACGGAGGGAUGAGAAGGAGAAGGGUGGAGACAUCCGAGGGAAUGCAUUGGCUUUGCAAACUGCUUAUGUUACAUCGGAAAGAAGGAAUUCCUUGCCCUAAAUUCCAUUCAUAUCAGGAGUCACCUUACUAGGAAGCUUACUUACAAUCUGUGUUGAAUUAAAGGUUACCUUAAACUUAAGGUGUUCUGGAGAAGGCAGAUUAUAUAUUACAGUCCAUUCCACAAGAGGCAUCCAAACCAUGACCAAGGCAUGUAGCAUUUGGAGGAGGCAGGUUUGGAAGGCCCAGAAAGAUGGAAGGAAUUGCUACCCACGUGGGGAUCUCAUAUCCAUUUAGACGAAAGAAAGCAUCAGGGUCAGGCCAGGCUCUUCUUUGGUUUUCCUCUAAACCUUAAAAACAUAGGUGAAGAAAACACUGCCGUUAACCACUUAAGGACUCCAGAGGGACUCCGGGAAGUUUGGGGCGCAUGCGUGGUAGAGACUUCCAUGUACGCUGAAGUGUGGAGCGCAUGCGUGGUAGAGACUUCCUUAUAGCGGAAGUGUGUAGUAGUUGUUAGUGUGUAGAGCAAGUUGGACAUGGUGGAGGUUGCAGGGGUGGCUUAUGAGAGAGAGGUAGCCGGAAGGGUCUAGUCUGCCUGAGGGAAAAGGAGACUUGAGAGACAAAAACAGGUAUGUGCGACAGUGAACUUCUUUUCCAUUGGCACUAGAGGUACGUGCUGAGUGGAAAUUGCUAGUUCCCGUCACCCUCUGGCUCCAUGGAACCCAGCCUUAGGAGGGUCCCAGGCUCUGAAUAUCUGUAAGGCCAGCUGCAAAGACUGCUUUUGGAAUGCACGAUUCUGCAUCAGCUAAACUGAGUUGAUUCUGACCAGACUUGAUGACUUUAAGUCGGAACCAAUUUUUAUUUUUAAAGUGAGAGAAAAUAAUUUGGCCUGAUAGUACAAAACAUGCGGCUUUAAAGGUACUUUGCUAUGAAAAGAAAACACUGUGUUUGUUCCUCAUGCAAAACAUAUCUAUUGUUCAUUAUUUAUAAAGGUGUUGAACUUUCUUAGCUCAGUUACUCAAUUCAUACAUAAUACUUCUUAAAACAAUUUUAUAUCUGUAACCACCCCGUAUAUUUUGUAUUACUGCUUCACAUGUACAGCUUUCUACUUUUGUAAGAACACCAACCAAACAAGUUUUAGCAGGCUUGAACACCGGGUGGCAGAUGUUCUGUGCAGCAUGGUACAAGUCUCUUUGACCACGUACACAUUGUUAAUGGGGGAUUUAAAUUACCAUGCAGGGUCUCAUGGAACUAUCUCUGUUGUAGAACUGCAGAAUUGUGGCCUAUAUCAUAUCAUAAUUGCCAAUUUUUUCUGAAUGUGAUUUUUUUUUUUUUUGCUAAUUUGCUGGGCUUGGGAUUAACUCGCAUUCUUUUGCCACCUUUUAUGUUGUAUUUAUGAAAAAAACAAAAACAAAAAAAGUAGUAUCAUACUUUGGAUUGUUGUGCUAUUGUAAUGUGGACUUAACAUCAAUAAAUAAAUAUUUAACAGACGGCACUUGACCCUUUGAAA